GAAGCACACAAGGAACCACCACGGGUUAAGGUGCGUGACUUAUGUCGGCGGAGAUAAACAGAGACAGCAAUGCUCCUGCUAAUGGCUGUGCAGCUGACGCGUGCAAUGCGCAGCCGAGCUCGCGCCAGCGUCUUCGACCAGUGACAUCACCACAGCCCUCGUUUUCUUCAUAUCGCACCGAGAGCAUCUCACCUGGCAUGCAGCGCCCGGGAAUUACGCACGAGCCGGCCAACAGAGUUCCCACGCUCUCUCCUCAUUCUCAAGGCCCAGAGUUGAAAAGCGGCACCGUGACUGGUGAUGGCCAGCUGAUCUCAGCUGGUCUGCAUGCCAUAGAACUUACAAACAAGAGGGAGGCGCUGUUGCAGCAACAUGUGGAGCAGCUUCAGAGGGUCCUGCAGGAGCAGGCGAGGCUGUUAUCACUCCUCAGCCCAGGACUUGCGAUGAUCCAACUUUCCUCAGCCGAGGGUCUGAGCUCAACACCUGCACUGAUUUCAAACACCCACCCAGGUGCCGAGAAUGUUUCCCCGAGUGAAACAUCCGUAGAGGGACUUAGAUCUCAGACGGAGGAAAUGGCACGCUGUGUGGCUCUAACCGAUCACAGCUCUGGUAAGAAACAGGAACUGGUAUGUAGUACACUAUCUAAAGUGCUGCUAUUGGCCAACUUCACCAUUCUGGCUAUGGUACACGGGAGGAAGCAGAGAGAAAAGACCAGCAUCACAGAGGUGACCAGAAAAGUGGCCCUUCGCAGCUUUGUCCUGUCCCCGACGGUCUUCUUCUUGAGGCGGUUCACAAUCCGAGACGUGCAGAACACCAGCACUAUGAAGGGGAUGAGGAUCUGCGUGAAGAACACGAUUUCCCUCAGGAUGUCCGUCGCGUUGUCCUUGUCACGGCCGAAGCUGUUGCAGCAGUCGAAGUUCUGCAGCAUGGUGGGGGUGGUAGCGGUCUAUGGAGAUGACUGUGAGGAAGGCAAUGCUGGCUCCCCGGUUCAGGAACAACAUGAAGAGCAUGGCUUCACACACCACCUUGUUGUUGCUCCUCCGCUCUCCGUGCAGGAAGUUGUGCGCCUUCACCGGCAAACAGAUGAGCAGCAGGAUGUCGGCCAGCACCAGGUUGAAGAGGAAAAUGUUGUUGCUGUUUGUCUUCCAGAACUUCAGCUUGAAAAUGAAGAGGUAGAGCACGGCUACAUCAGUAUGUGUACAUCGGGUCAAAUUGGCAGUAAAGUUCAGACAGAACAGAGGAAUCUGUCUCCUAUUCGGGAAGAACCGGUGGAUGAACCUUAUCAGAUCAGCCCCUUUGGAGUACGAGGAAGGCGGUCAGGGAACCCCGAAGACAGACCGAUUAGACCUGCUGUGAGAGAAAGUCAGAAAACAUUUGAAGACUUUCUGGAGGAACAGCUCCGAGCUGGUGAAAGCUCACCAUCAUAUCAGGCCAGUGACAACACCAAUAUGACGCAGAAGAGGAGCUUCUUGAGAAAGGGCAAAGGGUUAUCCUGCGUUGGCAAGUUAAAAGUCAGCGUUCCAGAUGAAGAAUGUCCAAGCAGAGGCACUGUAGACGGUGGGAGUGCGGAUCCUCGAAGUUUGCAUAUAGACCAAAUAAACAACACUAAUGCAUUAGCUACUUUGGACGACGUCCAGAAAACAGCUACUGCUACUGCUGCUACUGCAGGAUGUGUCAGCCACCCUUCAGAUCGCUACACAAACCCCAAAGUACCCCAAAGUCAAGCUUGCAGUAACCAGAUGUCUGAUACACCACGCUUGGCUAAAAAUAAGAAGACUGGUGAUCAAAUUCAACGUAACAUACAGAGAAAUAACACCGCAACUUCGUUACAACAAGCAAACGCCUCACGCAGGGUCAUUCCUCGUGCGUCGGUGGGCGCUGCCACCUUUAAAAAGGUAAAUGAUGACAUCAUCCAGGUGCGCCAGAGCCAGAGGACUCCCACAACUGGCACACGCUCUGGUCCUGAUAGCUCUCACCCUGUCCUGCGGACCGCUGCCAGCCCCAACCCUAGUAGACCAGUCGCUCUCAGCCUAGCCACGGAACUCAAGCAGUGUCAGCGCAUGGCCUUCACCUCGAGUGAGACCAGUAGCAGCAGUAGUAGUGAGGAUGAGCUCGGGUCCCUAUUGUACAGGCAGCAACAACUGCCCCCUCCCUCCUCCCCACUGCCUGUUCACCUGAAGCAGCAGACCCUGGAGCUCUCGGAUGGGGACGACGCAACAAGUGAUGCCCCCAGUGACGUUGAGGCCUGUCUGGGCCCGGCUGGGCAACCCCACACUCCCACCCUCAAAUCCUUCACCCAGUCUCAGCUGCUCCCCAGCACCAGCAGUGAGGCCAGUGACUCUGAGCUGGGUGACUUGAGCUGGCGGCAGCAUUCGGCCACACCAUAUGCGGUCGCAAACAACAGUGUCAAAACAAAUCUCAGAACAGUGCCAGUGUCACAACCGAGCACGGACAAAGAGUUAACAAGCGCCAUGCCUGUGUCACAGCUGCUCAGCAGUCUUUUCCCCAAGAUGGAUGAGCCUCUGGGCAGCAGUGCAGGCCGCAACUCACAGAGGGACAAAGUCCAGCAGUUGGAGGGCCAUGGGUGUGGUGCCAGGGCACCAGGACAAACACAGAGAUGUCUGAAUGGAGCAAUUAGGCCCGAAGGGAAGCACAAGACCCUGUUUAAUGAACUGAAAACCACACAGGACGAGGCCAUGCACUUUCUCAGAUAUGGCAGCGGAAUGUAUGCAAAGUCUACAAGAGGAGAGGGGGGUGAUGACAUGAUUAAGAUGGAGCAGCUCCAGGAGAGGCUGUUCUCCCUGCAGGAGCUGCUGGAGCAGAGGGAGAGGGAGUGGAGCAGGGCUCACGGCCAGCUACGAGGCCACAUGGACUCGCUCAUCAGGGAGAACCAGGAGCUCAGAGGCAGAUUCCCCUUCACUUCCGCCGCCGCCGCUUCCACUGAAGUGCCAACCCACCUGGAUCAGAGUGAUAAAGAUCAGCAGCAAUUGUAUAAUCAAAGAUGUCAACCAAGAAUCCCUACUCCUGCUUUUAAAAUGACCCCUGAACCUCAAAACAGCACCUCUUCUAUGCGACUGGUGUCACAUCCAACCCUUCAUAGUUACAUCAAGGGAACAAAGCAUUCAAGACCAAAUACACCUUUUGAUUUUGCUCUACACAACUCAGGAAUGUCAUCUGCAAAGUCCAGACGCCCUGAGGGAGCCUGGAGCCAGGUCGCACACCAAACCAGGUCGCAUGUCAGGAAUGGCAUAGAGGUACCGGGGGUGUCUGAAUGCAGCCACAGGAAGCUAAGGGGAUGUCCUGAUAAAAGCUGCAGCUCCAGGGCCAGGCAGACACCAGUGACCAGUGAGGAGAUCUUCUCUCAUUCUGACCACAUGGUCAACAGUAACCCGUUUACACUGAAAGACAAGAAGGUGCCCAUGAAAGUGAAAGAGGAGAUAAAUUAUCCAGAUGGAAAGGUUGAACAGAUUCUUUCCUCCGGUUGCCGUGUCAUCACAUAUAGGGAUGGGACUAGAAAAGAUGUAUCUGUGGACGGGAAGACGACCACGAUUACAUUCUUCAACGGGGAUGUGAAAGAAACACUAGGCGAUGACACAGUGGUGUACCAUUAUCGUGAUGCCCAGGCGACGCAUACAUCAUUCCCCUCAGGCCUGCAAGUCCUGCGCUUUGCAAACAACCAACAAGAGAACCAUUAUCCUGAUGGGAGCAGAGAGAUCAUUUUCCCUGAUGGCACAGUCAAGCGCAUCUUCCCCAAUGGCCGGCAGGAGAGCACCUUUCCUGAUGGCACCGUGGUUAAAUUAACAGAGACAGGGGAGAAAUCAGUUGACUUCCCUAAUGGACAGCGUGAUAUCCAUACUCCCCGAUACAUGAGAAAGGACAACCCAGAUGUUACAUUGAGGACAGCAUACAUAAAUGGAAGACAUGAGAAAACAUACUUAGCAGGGAAUGGCCUUGACAUGAACCAUGACAUAAACGGCACUAAAAUUAAACACUAACUGUACAGGAAUUGAUUAUUUGAUUGAAGCCCUUAAAUCUAAUAAAACUAAUAAAUAGCUUAUUACUU
Molecule: messenger RNA, 4060 nt
Organism: Engraulis encrasicolus (European anchovy)
Lineage: Eukaryota; Metazoa; Chordata; Actinopteri; Clupeiformes; Engraulidae
Exons: 21
Coding region: 42-3992 (1316 amino acids)
Biological process (GO): cilium assembly; centriole elongation
Cellular component (GO): centrosome; centriole
Molecular function (GO): tubulin binding
Source: RefSeq, a predicted model, not a curated record